Molecule: messenger RNA, 411 nt
Organism: Suillus plorans
Lineage: Eukaryota; Fungi; Basidiomycota; Agaricomycetes; Boletales; Suillaceae
Exons: 1
Coding region: 1-411 (136 amino acids)
Source: RefSeq, a predicted model, not a curated record
AUGGUCACCUUUAACAUUGAAACCGAUCUUGAUGUUGCAAAUGGGGCAAGGGGAGAAGUAGUGGAAAUCGUGUUGGACGAGCACAAGUUGAACUUUUCAUUGAGAAACGCUGUUGUGGAGUUGCAUUAUCCUCCGGCAUACAUUCUCAUCAAGUUGAACCGUACCAAAGCCGAAGUUCUGGAGAAUCUGGAUUCUGGUGUUCUGCCAUUGGUCCCCAUGCAGCGGACAUUUCGUAUUAUGAUUGGUGGCCAUGAAGAAGUUGUGACGCGGAUGCAACUGCCAUUGACACCAGCAUAUGCAUUUACAGAUUACCAAUCGCAAGGUCAAACAAUCAGCAACACAAUUGUCGAUAUCGCACAACCACCAAGUAGAGAACUUACACCAUUCAAUGUGUACGUUGCACUGUCAUGA